AUGUCUCGUACUAACAUUAACAUGGAUACAAGACACGCACACUCUGCUCUACUGGCAGCGCCACAGAAUGCAGCAGCAGACAGCAGCAGUGACAGCAGCGGCAGCAAUAACAAUAUCAAUGUCGGCGUUGGUGACGAUAGCGGUAAUGUCAGUGCGGUAAGUAUCGACGAUGGACCCCAUUUCAGGGAUAUCUUCCACUACGAACACGAGGGAAACUAUAAACUCGCAAGCAGCGGUAUCACUAACCUGAAUUCUUCUUCCCACGCUCAUCAAACUUUGUCUCCCAUAUCCAUCAGCAAUGCGUCCACUCCGGAAAGUUUCCCUGAGCACACUUUGGGCUUAGAACAGGAAUCAGAGCCGGCUUUGGGAGCAGAAGGGGGAGAGAGAGCACUACCACCACAUCAAAGCAAAUACCUUUUGAGCUCCAUUAAGGCUACUAAACGAUUAAAAGAUGCUAAACCGUUUUUAAAGCCGGUUGACCCUAUUGCUUUAAACAUCCCGCAUUAUUUCAACUUUGUUCAAACCCCAAUGGAUUUGUCUUUAAUUGAAAGGAAGUUGCAGGGUAGCGUUUAUAAUUCAGUAGAGCAGGUCAUAUCGGACUUCAAAACAAUGGUGGAUAAUUGUUUAAACUUUAAUGGUCCAGAAUCUUCGAUCUCUUUGAUGGCUGAAAAGAUUCAAUUGUAUUUUGAAAGAAAGUUAUCUGCAAUGCCACCAAGAGUUUUACCCGUUUCUGCUUUGAAGAAGACAAGUAGAAGCCGGAAGAAAAACGAGGAUUCGGAUUCUCCUCUUGUCAUUAGACGUUCAGUUAGUACGACUAUUGACAAUUUGGGUGAAAGUGGAAAUCGAGAAGGCAUCAGUGGUGGUAGACCCAAAAGAGCUAUCCAUCCACCCAAAUCAAAGGAUUUAUUUGAUAUAUAUGAAGACUCCAAACCUAAGUCAAAAACUCUACAGAAAAAGUUCAGGACCUGCCUGAAGAUACUGAAGAUUUUGAUGAGUAAAAAAAACUCAGACAUAAAUUUUCCCUUUUUACAACCUGUUGAUCCAAUUGCUUUGAAUUUACCAAAUUAUUUUGAUAUUAUCAAGAAUCCAAUGGAUUUGGGUACAAUAUCAAAUAAUUUGAUGAACUGGAAAUACGAAACAAUUGACCAAUUUGUCAAUGAUCUCAAUCUUGUUUUUAAUAACUGUUUCCAAUUCAACCCAGAAGGUAACGAAGUCCAUUCGAUGGGAAAAAAAUUGAAAGAGCUUUUCAAUUUCCAUUGGUUAGAGAACCAAAAUGUUUUAAAUGAAGUUGAAACGGAUUUAGAUUUUGAAGAGGAUGAUUAUUCUUCUUCAUAUUCAUCAUCAGAUGAAUAUGAUGAUGAAGACAUAAAUGAAAAUGAUAUAACUAAUCCGGCUAUUCAAUAUUUGGAACAAAAGCUGAAGAAAAUGGAGGUUGAAUUGCAACAAUUAAAAAAGCAAGAGUUGAGUAAAUUAUCAAAUAAAAGAAGGAGAAAGUAUCUAGAAAGGACGGUUUUGCGUAGAAAGGUAAUGAAACAUUCAGUUGACGAUUUGAAGAAGUUCAUUACUGAUAAUAUCAAUGAAUUAAGUGAUUUGGAAAUGGAUGGGAUGGUUCGUAUUAUCAAAAGCUCAUUGCCUGAGAAUGAAAUACUAACUCCCAAUGAAGAUGAAAUUGAAAUUGAUUUGGAUAUUUUGGAUGAAGGGACUAUUGCAACAAUUUACGAGAGUUUCUUUGAGAAGAAAAACAAUGGCAGUAUCAAAAGAAAAUUUAAUAGUGGCUACUCAGCGGGGCAGGCGAACAAAAAGAAAAAAACCUUGAAGUUUUUAGAAAAGGACGAAAUAAUAAAUAAUAAUAAUUAUUCCGAUUCUGAUGACGAUAGCAGCGAUAAUAGCGACAGUGACAGUGAUUAA
Saccharomyces mikatae IFO 1815 is the source of this 1908-nucleotide messenger RNA. RefSeq names its product Bdf2p (gene BDF2). Bases 1 to 1908 code for a protein of 635 amino acids. The record is from RefSeq and is a predicted model, not a curated record. Gene Ontology annotation, cellular component: chromatin; nucleus. Gene Ontology annotation, biological process: chromatin remodeling. Lineage: Eukaryota; Fungi; Ascomycota; Saccharomycetes; Saccharomycetales; Saccharomycetaceae. The transcript has a single exon.